AAUGAUUUAUUCCACAGUUCCAUCACUGAAAAUACAAUGAAAGUACAACAGAGUACAACAGUAUGCGUUUCCAGAUUCACCUGUAAUGGCUGUCAGCUCUUUAGCACGACUUCACAUUAUAUUUCAGGUUGUGUAUGUUUUCUAGCAUAUAGUGUCACUUUUUGCCUUAAGUAAAAAGUUGACAACACUAAAUUUAAAACCUCAUGCACCUGCCACUUUUACUGUGUUUUUGCUGCAAGCUGUUAUUCUCCUGACUGGCAUGUGUCAACGUGAUACUGUAUCCGUCUAACUCAGUGGAAACUAGAAUACUGACUUACAUAAAGAGAGAUUGUUUCACUGGUCUUCUUUGCUGAGGUUGUUGCUGUCAUGAUCACCACUAGUCAAGUGCAUGCUGGAUUCUGAAUGUUGACUUUUGCUUGUCUGGUUUAAUUGAACGGGAAAUGCUGUAGGCUUUAGAGGAAACUUUAUUUUUUACUGUGUCUUUUAAAGUUUUUCGAACAUCCAUAAACCAAAAACAGGAGGUUAUUUUUGUUAACCUCCAGUCUCUGUUGUAUGGACGGUCUGCUGUCAGUCAGUGAUGGAAUAGAUGUUUGUCUGAUUGUUUACCAUAAAACCAGAUAAACUAUGACUUCCUCUUGUAUCAUUUGCUUAUACCUCCAAUGGACUGUUACAGAUUUCUGUACGAUGCCACUGAAGUGUAAGUAGAUCUUAGUUAACAGUCAAGAAAAGAAUAAGCACAGCAGGGAAACGACGCCGAGCUACAGAUAUUAUGGACCCAGACUGUGUGUAAGUUUUGCUAUACGCGACCCAGACACCAGACUCAGCCAUAGCAUGUGGUCCCAGCAGGGCCCUGUCUGUCUGUGUACGUCAGUGUUUGGGAAGCAGAAGGAGAGAGAGAGGUAUAGUCCUUGAGCUCCUCAUAUCUGUCAGAUAAAUUAAUCAAACGUGCCUCAGUCCACUGGGACACCUCAGCCUGCAUAAGCACUCAGCCAUGACGGACAGACAGCAGUAGAACGACGUACAUGCUUGCACAUGCAAAUAUACGUUAACAAUAUGCAUGCAGAAUUACCCACACCUUUCCUUCCUAUGUCUUCCACAGUGCCCUGUCCACAUCUAAAUAUUUUACACUGAAUAUAUGAUAUGAUGAUGUACUGCUCUGUUUAUUGUGCAUGCAGUGUUAUAAAGAUUAUGGUAAGCGUGAAUAGCUUUACUCCUACUUACUACAGAGCUGGUUUGCUUCCAAGGCCAGAAUUAACACUGUUUCUACAUAUCUGGCAUCAGCGCAGACAUAAACACACCUGGCCCUUUUUAGGUUUGUUGACCACAGUUUUGGCAUGAAGUUUGAAAUUCCUCUCUUGAGAAGCUUGUGAACCCAGUAAGUCCCUGAAAGACACAAGACAGAGAGAAAUGGUCUUGCCAGAUCUUGAAAGAGGCCUGUUGGGCCCACAGAGAUGGGCGUCCUGUGGUGAGGAGAACAUUCUUAGUUGGAUUAGAGGCAUGUUUGUUUACCAAGGUGGAUGUGCUGCGCCAGGACGAAAGGAGGGGAGAAUAUUAAGAACGGAAGAGGAAACUGUACCAGCAGUUUAUGCAACAUUCAUAAGAAGUGAAAAGGCUUGGGAACAGCCACAUACAGUGUUGUAUCACAGGACGGGAUAUUCAACCUGACGUGGGCAGAAUCAUGUGGCAAACUCAACCUUCCUUGCUGCUAGUAGAGAAUUUUUUAAAAGCCUCUUCUGGCUGGCACUUAGAGUACAUUAUGAAUCAAACACAUGUUGUGGAAAAAAUGCAUCUACAGCUGUAAAUGCUGAUUUCUUUAUUAUUCUGCCUGUCAUUUAAUUUCACAGUUCUUUCAGCAGUGAACACAAAGGAAACAAACUGGCAGCUCUGAGGUUACGCAACAGAGAUGCUCAUCCUCCUAAAAAUAUCAGCGCUUAUCUGUGUCACGUAUGGCUUUAAAAAAUGGGGAUGCAGUUAAGAUGAAUUUUAAUUUCUGAUAAAUACAUUCAUGCGUAUUUGUGCCUUUGGCUGAGUGAAACUUCUUUUGGACGACGAUCACACAGCAUACUGUAUCACAGGCAUACAGCUGAACUGAAACAGUAGGAUCUCGUUGGAUGACUGUAAACUGAGGUUGGAUUUAAAAAAAAAAAAAAAAGCACUAUGACUGUCGCGUCCUUAAAGGUGCACAUCACAAAACAUCUAUUUUAAAAAGUCAGCAGUUAUUUUUUUAGGUCAUUUCUUGUAACUGGACACAUAAAUAAAUUUUAACUAUCUUUUUAAAAAUAGUUAUGACAACAAUUACCUCAGUGUUAAAGCGACUUUCAUGAUAAUGUCUUGAUCAUGGUGCACACCUGCAUAAAAAUACCACAACAUGAUUACUGCGGACCCAAAAUGGAGACCACUCCAACUGAAAAGUGAUUUUUGCUUCCCAACUUUGUUCUUCUGUGCAGCUCCGGCUAUCAUAAAUAUUUAACACAUGCAUUCAUUGUCAAAGAGAGAGGACAGACAAAAACAAGCUCUCCUCUCUGUAGCUCCACACAGUUCCACUAAAACUAGCACACCACCCCCCCAUCUUUAUGCACUCGUAGGCGCACCCACAUACACACUCGUGCUGUUGUUUCCUGCUGUGUGCGCUGCAGUGAGAAUGGUAGUGGAAGCCUGGGGUGGCCUCUUAUCCCCAGAUCAGCAUCUCUUUUCCCCAUUUAUUAAGACUUUUAUUGGAAAAUUGCAGUUCUGCCUCUGCAUGGGGGAGCAGGCAUGGGAGACUGUACGAGAGAUCUCACGCUACAAGUUCACUUGAAAAGAAAAGAGCUGCUCUGUCACCAUCUGCCAAAAAUACAAAUGCUGCCUUUCCUUUGCUGCUGCUCCUCCUUCCUUCCUUCUUCCCGCCACCCUCCUCUCUCUCUCUCUCUCUCUCUCGCUCUCCCUUAUACUUGUCCUUUCAGUAACAUUCAGAGGGACGGAUCAUCUCACCAUUGUUCAACUGGUAUUGGUGAGAGUAAACUGGCUGGCAGCAGUGGGAGGAGGUGUGUUAAUAUGCGUGUGUGGCCCAGGAAGCCACUCCUCCUCUGAGCUGAUUCCAGUCAUCACAGCGAUAAUGAAGUGCACACAGCGCUGCCUGCUCGCCCGCUUGCCAGCGUGACAUACUGUCACCGUCCUGGAGGACACGCACACUCGCACACACCUCACAGUCACUCGCUGACAGGACAGGCAGCCUGCCGCCUCACACAUGCACACACACACACACACACUCGCACAGUCCUGGGAAGGAGUGGAGAAAAGAAAAGGAGACCAGAAGGAGGGAAGAAUAAGAAGAAUUUUACAUCUCUUUGGCUUUCCUCUGUAUGUGACUGACCAGCGGUGAUUGUGGGUGCUGAACAGAGACAACAAUCCCGCCUCUCACACACACACACACCUCUCCCCCCGCAGCCACGGAUUCUUGGAUUAGUCUGCCCCGGUGUGGAGUGUGGGAGUCGCGGAGCGGACCAACAUGGGGAACCAGGCAGGGAGACAGGAGGAAACAGAGUCAGGUGCACAAGUGGCCAAGAAGUCUGGCAUUCCAGCUCCCAGAGAAAUCUCUUCUGCCAUAACAAGAGAGAGAUGCCAACUGAGGAGCUCUUCCACUAAGAGAAUGGUGUCCAGUGCCAGCACUUCCAGCCUCUCCACCCUGGCAAAGCAGACACGUAGUUCAACCAAGUCCCGUGCAGAUGCAGAGGGCCAGGAAAAGGGCCUUUUGGAGGGCCAGGUGAAAGAGCUGCUCGCUGAGGCGAAGGCGAAAGACUUAGAGAUCAGCAAUCUCAGGAUGGAGUUGCAGCGCUGCAAGGGUAAAGCAUCGAGCACCUCCUCUUCACCCAACUCUGUUUCAUGGCAGGAGCCUUCAGCUGAUCGAGAACAGGGGCAGAUGGGGGAGGCCCUUGUACUAGUUGGGGAACUGAGGGAGAAGAAUGGGAAGUUUCAGAGAGAGCUGGCCGCCCUUAGGGAAGAGAACCAGGAACUGAAGGAAAAGCUGCUUUCCUUGGAGGCUUCUCCUCUCUCUAGUACAAACACAAGCAGCCCCUCCAAGCCUUUGGUGAAUGGCCUGCCCUCAGACUCCUCAGGUCCUCAACAGGACAGUCUCCCCUCUACUGCCAGCCCACUCAAAACGUCUGUCUCCUCCAGCUCUGAUAUCACCAAGGGGUCGCCAUCACCUGACUCGUCAGAGUUUGAGAAGAUCCCGUCACGCUCAGAAUCAGUGAGCAGUGGUGUCAGCGGGGAAGCUGUUGCAGCAGGAGCAGUAACCAAUGCAGGAGGUCAGGAUGUGUCAGUGCAGAGCCUCACAGAACAGAUUCACAAGAUGGAGGAGAGCCACCACAGCACAGCGGAGGAACUGCAGGCAACGCUGCAGGAGCUGGCUGACCAGCAGCAAGUGGUGCAGGAGCUGACAACUGAGAACGAGCGUCUGGCUGAGGAAAAGCGCCUGCUGCAGACCUCACUUCAACAGCAGAGAGAGCGUUUGGAGGUUUUGGCCCAGAAGAACGAGACGCUAGCUGUUAGACUUCAGGAGCAAGCUCAGGCUCAGGCCCAGAGGGAGGAGGAGCUGGGUAACCAAGGGCCUCGGCUGGCGGAGCUGGAACAGAGGUAUGCCGAGCUGGUGGAGAGCUCACGCUUUGAACGGGAGAAGCUGGUGGACAUCCAGCAACAACUGACAGGCAGCCUGCGGGUUCUGGAGGAGGAGCAUCAGGAGGCCCAGGGCCAGGUGCACUGCUUCAGAGAGGAGGUAGACAGGUUGCAGGCCCAGUUAGACAGGGAGCAGGAAGUCGGAGGUCAAGCAGUACAAGCCGCGGAAGAGCAGAGGGCGAUGGCAGACUCGCUUCGACUGGACAACAGUAGGCUGAAGGCACAGGUGGACAUUGAGAGGCAAAAGGUGGGAGAGCUGAAGGCCAUGCAAAGUACCAGUGACAGCACUGAGCUGCAGAAUUUGCUGAAGACAGCCCACACUGAGAGAGACAGGCUGGAGGUGGAGCUGACAGAGCUGAGACAAGAGCUGCUUCAGGCCCAGGCUGAGACUGAGCAUGUGCGAGCCGCAAUGUCCAAGGUGGAGGUCAAAUGCCAGCAAGUUCAAGAACGAUCCGAGAGGCGAGAGCAGGAGCUGAGCAGCCGGGUGACUUCCCUGGAGGAGGCCGGGAUACAGGCUGAGAACCAGGUGAAGGAGCUGAAGGAGACCAUCUUUGAACUGGAGGACCAGGUGGAGCAACAGAGGGCCGUCAAUUGCCACACCAACCAAGCUGUCCUGGACAUGGAGAAUCUUGUCAAAAAGCUGGAGGAGCAGAAGGCUGAAGCAGACCGACAACUGAAAGUUUUCAAUAGACAGAUGAAGGAUGAAAAGGAGGAGUGGCGUCGUUUUCAGGCCGACCUCCAGACGGCCGUUGUGGUGGCCAACGACAUCAAGGUGGAAGCUCAGCAGGAGCUGCGUACACUCAGGAGGCAGCUGCAGGAGGAGCAGGAUCGCAGUGCAAAGCUUUCCGCAGACCUUGAGGCCCUGCAGGGAGUCAGGUCCCAAGGUGACGAGAUGAGACUGCCUGACUCCGAUAACAGCCGUCACUGGUGCGGCAUCUCCAUGAUCCCGACCACACCCAUGGACGCCAGCGGAGAUGCCGACUCAGAGCCCGGAGCUACUGUCAAAUCUCUCAUUAAGUCCUUUGAUACUGUUGGACAGAAUGGACCAGACCACACAGUUCAAAUGCAUUCCUCAACAAGAAGCCCGCUGAGUGGGAUUCCUGUACGUACUGCACCUGCUGCUGCUGUCUCCCCCAUGCAGAGACACUCAUACAUAAAGCCACUAUCAAAGACACUGGAAAAAAGGAUCAAUCAUGGAGAAUUCUCUCAUCAUCAUGAUAAGUUGUCGAGCUGCGGGGAAGACCUGAAGCCUAACAGCCUUAUGAGGAAGAGCCCUUCUCUAGAGUCUGUAAUCAAAACCACUGCCUCCCUCAGCAGCCGCACUGCAUCCUUCAGCUACAACCGAGGCAACAGCAAGCUCAGUGUGGAAAGAAAGGACCCCUUGGCUGCACUGGCGCGGGAGUAUGGAGGAUCUAAGAGAAAUGCUCUACUGAAGUGGUGCCAGAAGAAAACAGAAGGCUAUCCGAAUAUUGAUGUGACCAACUUCAGCAGCAGUUGGAGUGACGGCCUCGCUUUCUGUGCCCUCCUGCACACAUAUCUGCCGGCACACAUCCCUUACCAGGAACUCAUCAGUCAAGAUAAGGUCCGGAAUCUGACCCUGGCUUUCCAGGCUGCCGAGAGCAUUGGCAUCAAACCUUCCCUGGACAUCGAGGAGCUGAUGAAGACGGACCGGCCGGACUGGCAGAGCGUCAUGCAGUACGUCUCCCAGAUCUACAAGUACUUUGAGACCUGACCGGUGAGGAAGAGGAGCUGAUGAAGAUGAAGGCACUGCAGCACUUUUGCGUCCUUUCUGUCGGACUGGCCGAGCGCUGCCACGCCGAACCUUCUCCUGCUCGACACCAGAGACCAGACCAGGGAAUUCUCUGUUCUUGAGAAACUUAAAGCUGCCGUUUUUCUCAUUUCUUAACACUACAGUCAGUGCUGAAGGCCAAAUUUACAAAGUCAGGAAACACAAAACAAGUUUUACAAGCUGUCAGCGUCAACCGAGCAUUUGAUUCACACACACAAACAAAUUAUGGUGCAAAAUAUUAUUCCAGUCUUGUAGCAGCUGACAGCACAGUGGAGAAAGCGUUUCAUUUUGUUCUUGUUUCCUCUGUAAAGAAAUACCGGAGAACAUUUGUCACUGAGUGAUUUUCAAGAGAAAAUCAGUUAAAAUUGUUGCUGUCAACACUUUUCUAAGAAUUACUCGUUAAAUAUCCGUGUUGUUUGUGAAUCAAAUGCUCGGAGGGGAAACGGUCUGACCUUUUAAAGAUGUGCCAAAUUUACAGCAACUUACACGAGAACCUCUAUGCAUGACUUCAGUGUGACCUUUCUGUGUGAGCGCAGCGUGACGUCUGCUUUCAGUCAACAUGCAGGUAGAAGUCUGAACCCAACCUUUUUUUUUGGUCAACUUGCUGAGAUGUUGCUUACUGGAAGCAAUCCGGAGUUUUUCUUUGAGUUCAUACUUUGCAGAGCAGAGACUAUUUUGAACUGACCGGUUUGAGUUGAACUGAAGCUCUUAUAUUUUUGACUUUACUCAUCGUGGUUUGUCUUUGAGUCAGCGGAGCUCAGACAAACCCAAGCUGCCAUCUGUGAUGUGACACUAAAACGAUUGAAGAGUUGCUGAAGAGUUUUAUAGACAAAUAUUUUUUAUGAAAACAGAUUGAUCUCUAUGUUUGCGUUGUUUACAGCAUUAAGGACUGACUGGAUUAAAUUAUCGUUCUGUGCCCUGCUGUGCUGUUUGUUCACGUUUUCCAUUGAAAUUCUCUCGACAGAUGUGGCACUGCAGCCGCUUUGCAAAUUGUAUGUAUCUGUAUUUCGCAUGUUAAAUAGGAGAGUGGAGCUUUUACUUGUAACAAUUUGGGCACAACAAGCCUCCAUUUUCAGAAGCUCUUAUGUUUUGAAGGAUAAAAGUGUUAUUUAUUUAUUUACAAGACAUGCAUACUGAGGAUGUGGACAGAAAAAUAUGCAGUUUUCUAUUCAGAUGUCAGGUUUGGAGGACUGUUGGAUGGUUGUCGCUUAAUAAACGAUUGUCAAGACUUAUUUACCAUCA
Molecule: messenger RNA, 7684 nt
Organism: Stegastes partitus (bicolor damselfish)
Lineage: Eukaryota; Metazoa; Chordata; Actinopteri; Pomacentridae
Gene: specc1
Product: sperm antigen with calponin homology and coiled-coil domains 1
Exons: 13
Coding region: 3488-6385 (965 amino acids)
Molecular function (GO): protein binding
Source: RefSeq, a predicted model, not a curated record